Molecule: messenger RNA, 843 nt
Organism: Monoraphidium neglectum
Lineage: Eukaryota; Viridiplantae; Chlorophyta; Chlorophyceae; Sphaeropleales; Selenastraceae
Product: putative ParB-like nuclease
Exons: 8
Coding region: 1-843 (280 amino acids)
Source: RefSeq, a predicted model, not a curated record
AUGGCCAAGGUGCGGCGCAAGGCGGCCAAGGGGAAGGAGGCCCUCGACGCAUGGCUCAGGCUCAACCCCAUACCCGUGGUGGUGGGGCCGGGGCAGGUUCUUUACCUUAUUGACCACCACCACCUGGCGCGCGCCCUGCACGAGAGCGGCGUCAAGACCUGCUACGCGGGUGUGGCGCGGGACUUCAGCGCCCUGGCGCCCGACGCCUUCUGGCGGGAGAUGGCCGCGGCGCGCUGCCUCUGGCCCCACCGCCACGACGGCAGCCCCGUGCCGCCAGAGGAGGUCUCCAGCCUCCUGCCAAACACGGUCGCGGGCCUGCAGGACGACCCGUACCGCUCCCUGGCGGCGCUGGUGCGCAAGGCUGGCGGCUUCCAGAAGAGCACCAAGCCCUUCUCAGAGGCGGCAGGCGCACGCCUGCUGACGGGCCCUGGGUUUAUGUGGGCCAACUUCCUGCGGCCACGCAUCCCCCUGGCGCUGGAGGGGCUGCAGGACGUCACACACUUUGUGGGCCGGGGAAUCAGCCAUGCGAUGUCAGAGGCGGCCUCCCACCUGCCCGGCCACACGCUGCUGACUCAGCUCGGGCCUGAGCAGAUGGACUUAAUGGCGGCCCUGGGGGGGCUGGCCCCAGAUGACGAUGACGAUGAGCUGGCAGGACUCAAGGCCAAGGGCUCCAAGAAGGACAAGGGCGCCAAGAAGGCCGCAAAGGCAGCAGCAGCCGCCGCAGCGAGCAUCGCAGACCCGAGCGUGGCUGCGGCUGGGCCAGACGCAGCGGCAGCUGGGGCGGGGACUUGCUCCACGGCCGGCGGCGAUGCAGCCAGCGGUGGUCGCGAGGCGGCACAGUGA